Molecule: messenger RNA, 2647 nt
Organism: Acanthaster planci (crown-of-thorns starfish)
Lineage: Eukaryota; Metazoa; Echinodermata; Asteroidea; Valvatida; Acanthasteridae
Product: glutamate-rich WD repeat-containing protein 1-like
Biological process (GO): ribosome biogenesis
Cellular component (GO): nucleolus
Molecular function (GO): protein binding
Source: RefSeq, a predicted model, not a curated record
UAAUGUGUAGAAUCCCAGACGUGUCUCUUGUAGUAUUCAACAAUAAGACACAAUCAUCUUCUUGGGCAUCCGACUACUCAAAUAUUUUGCAAUGCUCGACGAACAACAUGGCAUCAAACUCCGGCGGUAUGAACCCUGAACAUGCUGAAGCUGAAAGUGAAAACACUUCGCAUUCCACCAGUGAGGUGGAAGAAGAAAUGGAGGUGGUCGACCCUGAGAACAGUGACAUGGAAGAAUCAGAUGGUGAGGGCGGGGAGCGGAGGGUGUAUCUCCCGGGGGAUCCGCUUGAUGAAGGAGAGAUGCUCGUCCGUGACGACUCCGCCUAUCAUAUGUAUCAUCAAGCACAGACUGGUGCUCCUUGUCUUAGUUUUGAUGUUUUGAGAGACAGUCUUGGAGAGAACCGCACCUCCUACCCCCACACAGUCUUUGCUGUUGCUGGCACCCAGGCAGAGAAGGCACAUCUCAACAACGUCAUCAUCAUGAAGAUGACAAAUCUGCAUCGUACUAGCCAAAAGGACGACGAUGAUGACAGUGACGAGGACAGUGACAGCGACGAUGAGGACAGUAAGCCAGAGCUAGAGACGGCAAUGCUGAAACAUCUAGGCUCUGUCAACAGAAUUCGAAGCACUGACAUUGGUCAGAAACAGGUAGCAGCGACUUGGGCCGACACCGGCACAGUCCACCUGUGGGAUUUGACCUCUGCCCUCCAGGCUGUCAAUAAUGCCCACCUCAUGGGGCGCUUUAUGAGGCAGGAAUCCCACAAGCCUUUGUUCUCAUUCACCGGUCAUCAGAUUGAAGGGUAUGCCAUAGACUGGUGUCCAACCGCAUCAGGAAAUUUGAUUACUGGUGAUUGUCGGAGAAACAUCCACCUUUGGAAGUUACAGGAAGGAGGGGAAUGGUCCGUAGACCAGCGACCAUAUGCCGCUCACGCAGAGUCAGUGGAAGAUUUACAGUGGUCACCUAAUGAGAAAAAUGUUUUCGCCUCAUGUUCAGUUGAUAAGAGUAUCCGGAUCUGGGAUGUACGGGCAACACCUAGCAAGGCGUGCAUGAUAACCAUGAAAGAAGCCCACAGCAGUGACGUCAAUGUCAUCCACUGGAACAGGAAAGAUCCGUUCAUCCUGUCUGGAGGUGACGAUGGUGUACUGAAUGUCUGGGACUUAAGACAGUUCCAGAAAAAAGCUCCACCAGUUGCCAAGUUCAAGCAUCACACCGGGCCAAUUACUUCCGUGGAAUGGAACCCUCAGGACAGUACUGUGUUUGCAGCAGCAGGGUCUGAUGACCAGCUCACCCUCUGGGAUCUGUCAUUAGAACGUGAACGGGAAACGGCACCAGAAGGCGAGAGUGGACAAUCUCGACUGGACGGUAUCCCCCCUCAGCUGCUGUUUGUCCACCAGGGGCAGAGCGACAUUAAAGAACUUCACUGGCACCCUCAGAUCCCUGGUGUCCUUAUCAGCACGGCUCAUAGUGGUUUCAAUAUAUUCAAAACCAUCAGCGUUUAGCACUGAUCGCUGAUCCUCAAGAAACAUUGUUUGUAUAUUUUCUGCAGUAAUGAGUCAACAUUGGAACUCUUUAGCACUGAAAAGACUUCUGGAUUUUCAGAGCCUUUCGGCAAUACCUUUAACCUGAGGAAAGUAGAUAAUUUUAACCAGCAUAGCAACCAUUACAUAGUUAUUGCUAUUAUUGUGUUCACCAUGCCUUUCAUAACAGGUGGCCUUAUCAUGUCCUGAUGAACAUGCCCAUUUUCCCUUCAGUUAUCAAUUCAGAGGAGUAAGUGAAAAGUACUCCAGUAGUAUUUUUAAACCUUUACAUAAUAAACAACAGAAACUGUUGGCUUCAUGUAAAAAAUGAUUAAUUUAUUUCACAAAAACAUUUCUGUGAUAGCCAAUUCCAUCAGACCGGAAUAUUACACAAUAAAUACUUGCAAAAUUAUACAUUGAAAAAUAUUACCAUGGCAACUUACACCAUUAAAAUAAACCUUGGAAUGAGCAGAGUCAUUUCCUGCCACCAUUGUAAUAAGAUCAGUCUCAUGGUCUUUAUAGAUGAAAGAACCACCUUCACCCAUAAAAUAAAAAAAUGAUCAUUGUUAAGUAAGAACUUCAGUAAGUGUACUUAAGCAAGGCUAACUCUAAUAAACUAGGGAGAUCCAAGUCGAGCGUGUUCAAAAGGAGUUGGAGAAGUAACUCCUUGUCUGGAAAGCCCGGUGUGCAAGCUUAUAUCUGAUAAACACUAAAAUUUCUGCAGCACCACCAUAUGGGAUACGAACCAAAUGUGCGUAUUCAAAAUUUGAAAAGAGUUGAAAGGCAAUACUGAAAAAUACUUAGAUCAACAAAGUCGUCUUAAUAUUGGUUGAAUUCCUGUUCACUUAUCACAGUCAUCAUAACAUAACAAUGGAUGAAAAAAAACCAUAUUUUUAUGUCUCUCAGCCUCUGUACACAAACAAAAUGGGCCAUAAAAUGUACAUAUAUGGAAAGCGUAAAUUAUGUCACUUUUACAUGAUUAGAUUUCUAUGAGGAGACACCGUUACUGCAAUGGUAUGAGAGUCCUACGCACGUUCGUUGACCACUUCACACUGGAGAGUAAGGAUGUAAAUAUAAUCUGGUGAUCGGUAGACCUGUACACAGGCCUGGCAGAUGGGUCAAAGCAUCAA